Molecule: messenger RNA, 5311 nt
Organism: Dermacentor andersoni
Lineage: Eukaryota; Metazoa; Arthropoda; Arachnida; Ixodida; Ixodidae
Product: beta-1,4-glucuronyltransferase 1-like
Biological process (GO): protein O-linked glycosylation via mannose
Cellular component (GO): Golgi apparatus
Molecular function (GO): glucuronosyltransferase activity
Source: RefSeq, a predicted model, not a curated record
CACCAGGAUGAGACGGUCGGUCGCCGCCACUCCUCCCGCCAGGGCCGCCGAAUGCCCCCUCCCUGCUUCCCCGUUCCCGAUCUCCACCCGCUGUCCCCACACGGUGAUCCCGUAGCCGGUGAUGCGAAGAGCAUGUCUUCCUGGAAACCGAUGCCUUGGCCGAUACCCCCUAGGCCUCAUCGUGGUCGGUGCCCUCGUCCUGGGCGAACUGAUCGGCCUGCUGGUGGUCAACCGGCUCGACCCUUCCCCAUCGACCCGCAGCGGAUCCUCCCCUCCGUCGUCCCCGCAGCAACGACGCGCUGGCUCCGCCGCCCACGAAGACGACGAGGUGACUCCUGCAGGCGGCGCACGCGGCGUUCACAUCCUGGACCUGCUCGCGCGGCGGACCCCCUUCAAGUUCGACGAAGACGCGACCGAGCUCGACGCUAGCAGAAAGUACAAAGUCGCGCGCUCCUUCCUCUCCCCCGACGCGGAGUUCGGCUCGCCGGACGCCGGCGAGGUGUGCCUGGCCACGCAGGGCUCGCUCGACCGGCUGCACACGCUCGUCGAACUGGCCCAGCUGUGGAACGGACCCCUGUCCCUGGCCGUGUUCGUGCCGAACGCAGCGCAGUUCCAGGCGCUGCGCGCCUACCUCGCCCUGCUGCGCUCCUGCUCGGAGCCCGUGCGGGCCAACGUGCGCGUGGACCUCGUCUUCCCGGUCGGCGUGAACGUGACGCGCGCCGUCCCCUGGUCGACCCGCGGUAGCGGAGGCGGCCCCGAAUUCUCGUGCGCCGGCCACGCCUCGCUGCUGCGCGCGCUGCAGGCUUCGGAGGGCGCCCGCGUGGUCCGCGGCAGCGUCAAGCAGAUGCUCUACCCGCAGAACCACCUGCGCAACGUGGCCCGGGACGGCUGCUCGCCGCAGAAACACUUUUUCGUCGUCGACAUCGACGUGAUGCCCAAGCCGGGCCUGUGGGACGAGCUGUCCGACUUCUUGGCCUCGGCCAACAGUGGCCGCCGGCCUCCGUGUGCCAAGUGCGUGUUUGUGGUGCCCACGUACGAAGCGCGCGAGAUGGUGCCCGUGCCGAGGACCAAGCGCGAGUUGCUCGCCAUGGUGCGCCGCAGGGAGGCCCGCCCUUUCCACGAGAAGUCUUUCGUCUUCAACCAGUACGCCACCAACCACGCGGCCUGGGAGGCCCUGCCGCACACCGAGGACGGCCUGCACGCCGCCUACCGGGUGCAGCACUACGAGUUCUUCUACGAGCCAUUCUACGUGGCCGGCAAGGAGGUGCCCCGCUACGACGAGAGGUUCGUCGGUUACGGAUUCACGCGCAACACGCAGGUGUACGAGACGCACGCAGCCGGCUUCGAGUUCUGGGUGCUGGACGAGGCGUUCGCCCUACACCGAGGCAUGCAGAACCACCGGGCCAGGGGCUACUGGCGCGAGCGUCAGAACGCGCUCAACCAGCGGAAGCUGGCGAGCUUUAAGCGAGACGUGAAGAGAAAGUACCAGGUCACCGCCACCAAGACGACACUCCCUCCGGCCACCAAGCCGUUGCUGCUGUGACAAACGUGCAUUGUGGUGCUUCCUUUCAUUUGGAUAGUGACGGCAGCUCGUGCGUGCGACCUUUCGGUGAACAAGCCAGAGUGGAAGGAAUUCUCUUUAGGCAGUUGACUCGGCCGGCGAGCGUGCGUGUGUUGUGGCCGACAAGCAUCGAACGGGGGUUGGAUUAUGGGAAAGGUCGUCUGGCUAAGUGAUGGAACCGCGAGUGUUUGACAUGUUCGCGGGUCGCGUCAAAAAAGAAAGAAAGCAAGAAAGAAAGAAGGAAAGAAAAAAGCCCUUUCCGGAACGCGCUUCCGGGAUACGUGCGUACCCCCUUAUAAGAACACAGGUAACGGGGAACAAGCAAUCCUCGUGAUACAGGGAUCCACGAUCGCCAUUAUAUAUUUGUUUUCAAGAGUGAUGUGUCUUCCGCGAUAGGCAAGGGGAAAGAAUGAUUCGGGGGUUGACGGAUGGGCACCGGCUGCCAGAGACCGGUGGAGGAUUCGCCAUGUUGUUACGGGGACUUUUGAUCGCACCCCACAUUGCUUCCACAUUUCGCAUGAAGCAGUACGAAGCUCUAUUCGUAACAGUUUGACGCUCGAGCUGCAGUAAGCGUUGCCGUGGGUGCCGCAGCGAGCCACCAGGCUCCGUACUAUGGAGGCCAAUGCGCACUACAGGCACGAAAUUCCGAAAUAAGUGCUUCACCGUGGUAGCUAUUUUAAAUACUCGAGACGAAGAUGAAGGAAGGGUGGUGCUUCUAACGCUUUUAGCCAGCCAAUGCGCCGCUUGAUGUUCGUACGAACGAUGCUCGUGUGCCCCGUAAGGCAUCGCACAUUUCAAUCGGAAGGUUUUUUGCAGGGUUUCGUAGCAUUUUGCUUCCGGAUAGACUUGCAUCGUCGCUGUGUGGCCAAUAAGACGUAAAUAAUUGUUGAACCUUCUCUGUCUACGGGUACGUGCUUACGGGAAUAUCGAGCCUGCCUAUAACGAACCAAAAUACUUUGAAUUAUUCUCUAUGCCGAGCAGCAGAAACAUCCGUUUGGAAAUCCGACGUUGAAGUCUGAGUGAUUUGGCCACGCAUGUCGAGCUCCGUUCGCCGGCACCGUCGAUAUAUCGAGUCACUCGCUGCCCGCGACCCCGUAAGGUACGCGUUUCCUCCGCACAGCCGUGCACCACACUGAUGCUGCCCGAACGAUCGACUGCGCCCAUUUUUCUCGCCUGCAUGACGCUUGACUUAGACGCAACCCGACCGUUCACAACGUAAUGUACUGUUUGCAGAUGGCUGCUACCCGUUGGUGAGUGAAACAUUGAUCAGGGUUUAUGAAACAAAACCGAACAAGCUUCAUUCGGCAUCGACAGCCAUCGGGUGCCCUGUCGCAUAUGCCUCGAGCACUGACUGAGAAUGUUAAUCGGCAACUACUUGUUUAAGUAGUUCAUUAGUGAUGAUCAGUUACUUCAACUGCCCCAAGUAAUGCGCUGCCGAAGAAAAACAACCUUAUAUCUUUGUAAAGGGUCGCCCUUCCCAUUUAAUUCAGUACACUGACAGGAUACGCAGGGUCCCGCCGCUCAAAACGCAUUCUGAAUGUUCUGUAUGCAACGUUUGUAGGGAUUGAAAUAAGCUGAGACGGGUGAACGCUUUAACCGCAUGCUACAUCGAAUGCGACAUGUGCGGGCUCAAGGAUAUUUGUAUUCAUGUAAGAAGCAAGCCUCAACUAUACGCAGUUACAACGGCGAACCGAAACGGUCUAGUGGCGAGGACUAUUCUCUGACGUCGCUGCAGCGUCACCACAUUGACUUCGCCGUUGCGCAUCUGUGGAGACUUGCUAGUGAUUUCACGCCAAGGAGCCUCAGUGCGGUGAGCAUGAACUCUUGCAUCUUGUCGUAUUUCUCGUAUUGUUUCGAAACGUAUACGUUUUUCUACGGGCGAUUUUGCAUCGACAAGUGGUAUGCUCUUUUGGCUCAACAAAGUGGCCAUUUCGUGAUCACUCCGGCAGGAUUCGUCAUUAUCGCACUUUAUCGACUAUAGUGCAGCCCAUUGACGAAACAUUUUCUUCGCGCCGGUUUCCGUCCUUGCAUGCAUGAUUCUCGGAGACUGGAAGUUUUUUUUUUCGCAUUUCUAAUUUCUCAUGGAAAAUUUAACACUUCCUCAUUAAAUGUGUUCUUGCAAUUACACCGAGGCUCCUCCCUGCGUCCUGCGUAAUAUCUGCAAGUCGUAUUUUCCUUGAUUGCCGUCAAUGUUCCCUCGCUGUUUGCGCAUCUCGCAUAUCCAUGCGCCACAAAGAGAGUUCAAACAUGUCGUAUGUUACGUGCUGCGCGAGAAAUUGCGAGAGAUAUCGACAACGAAAACCCGAAAACGUUCAUUGAAAAGAAAAGGAAGAGAUGAUGUAUACGGGUGCACAAUUUUUGCGUCGCUUGUAAUACUCUUCGAAUGCAUGUACCAGGUAGCUGCAGAUGGUCCAUGUUUGCUUGUGGGCCCGUUCAUAUUUUUGUUCUUAUCUCCGUUUUGUAAUAAUCGCGGCUUUCUUGUCAGGUACGUGUCUGCACAAGUGUGUGCGGAGGCAUGUUCUGAACAUCUCUAAAAAAACUGAUGUGCCUUGCUGACUACAUAAGUCUGGGAUACGAAGUGUCCCACCGUUUGUAGGCUUGGUAACGAGUGCAGCACAAGUGCGAGAUCAGGAUAAGUAACAGUGAUUAAAGCUACAGCUACAGCGUCGCAGCUUGCCUCUGCUAUUAUCAGUUGUGCUCCUCGCGACGCUUGCAUGCACUGCUCUUGCCAAAUUCAAGAACUGUCCUUUUUUGAAACUCGUACGCGCCCGGAAUGCACGCGGUGCCGAUGACGUCAAUUGUAAUUUGGCGGACAUUAUCGUAUCGUCGCUUAUUCAGAAAGAUAUUGCACCGCUAGAGCUCCAUGAAGUUAACAUGUUGAUCGUUUGCUUACUUUUGGAUGCGAUUUAUUCAACAUGCAUCAAUAAGCAGUCAAUCCACGGGCUGACUGUCAAAAUUCGCGGCUUCAUGGGGAACUGGUGCUGAAUUCAAUUUUGCGCUGGUGUCGCCACCUGUGUUUCGUUUGUACGUCAUUUACGGCUUACCAAGCCUGUGCUCACGCUAUACACACGACAGACUUGCUCGGUAAUGCAGAUCAAUGUAUUCGGCCAUUCUAGCAUAUAGUUCAGUAUUCAUUAAUACGGAAAUGCCCGGCAUUAUACACGGCCGAGAGUUUAGCUGUGGGAUUUGAAAACCGAACGGUAAUUGAUUAAGGUGUCUGUGCAACGUUAAUUUAUUGUAGUGCAAAUGAUUGCGUUUGAUGAGGAUAGCUUCCGAGCACUCCUGCGCAGCGCAUACUGCGCAAUAACUGCCGCCAUAUCAUGAGAUUGCAACCAAGUGCCACGGAUUUGAUUGCUUGCGCCUCUGCCUCCUGUGAAACGGGAACAAAGAAAAAGCAGUACUGCCGUUUGCUACCUAAAUUAAUUGGUGCCUGGUGCUCUGAUGAUUGCCUCAUGUUUUGACGACGUGGACAUGCAGAGGACUGGCCAAGCGUGUCUCGUCUCUCGGCCGUUUUUCUCCAUAAUUUGUAGGAGUGAAGAUGAAGUGUCGAAUGGAGCAGGGGGCUGCUGCUUAUUUAUUGCGCUGUGUACACGCACGUGCUCUCGCAAAUUGUCGCUCUCUGAAACGGUAUACAAAUCGAAACGAAGAGUAAAGAUGACGAAACUAAUACAAAACAAAGGAAACCCACAAACCGGCUACGUAGCUUAUGUAUCGAUUGCUUCAUAGGUGAAAUAAAAUGUUAUUUGUUUA